UCCUCUCAACAAAAGAAAUGCAGCUCAUAAAAAUAAUCACUUUUCUAAGUCUUUUCUUCUCUUCUCUACAACACUCUUUUUCUUCUUCACAAAUUCAAUCACAUCCUUCACUUCAACAUCAAGCUGUAGGAGUAGUAAAUGGACACCAGCAGCUUUCUCUACCAACAAUGCAUAGAAAGCUAAGAAUAUUCACUAAAAAGGUUAAAGAAUCUGAUGAAGCUAGAGAUAUUGUAUCACACAAGGAGAAAGAUUCCCUUCUUGCAGGGAAACAAAGCAAGAAACAGCAAAACAUGGAGGUUGGGAGCAAAGGAACAAGACAAGAGUGGAUAGAGGAAGCUGAUGAUCCAUCACAAUAUUUUACUAUGGAUUAUAAUCGUGUUAAAAGACGGCGUCCUAUACACAACAAGAAAUUGCCGGUUGGUCCAUAAACAUAGGAUAGGAUAGGAGAAUAGUAUUAUACACCCACCUCCUUUCAUUUCUCUCCAAUAAACAUAACCUAGUUAGGACUUAGGAGUUUAUUAAGGCCACAGUUUUGUCACAAAAGUGUGUAAUUAGGAACUAAAAAUAGGGAAAUGUUUUUUUAAUUACUAGUAUGAAAGUCUUUUCAUUUAUAAAAUGUAUGAAUGAUUUAGGAAAACAUGGAUCAACAACUUAAUUAAAUAUGUUUUUGCA
Molecule: messenger RNA, 672 nt
Organism: Trifolium pratense (red clover)
Lineage: Eukaryota; Viridiplantae; Streptophyta; Magnoliopsida; Fabales; Fabaceae
Product: protein GOLVEN 6
Exons: 4
Coding region: 18-428 (136 amino acids)
Source: RefSeq, a predicted model, not a curated record